AUAUAGCUAGGAUCCACUGCUCCUCCCACGAUGAUGACUGACAGGCGAUGGGCCUGCUCUAGUCCGCAGUCUCCGCGAUCCGGGCGAAUCGUAGUCCGGCCAGUUGCAAUUUGUCACAGUCGAAACCAUCAUGCUGAAGCUCAGCCUGGUGGCCUGGCUCAUAUUUUCGCUGGCCUGGCGCACCACGCCCACCGCCUGUCGCCAGACCAACGCUCCCCAGAGCGUCCAGGAAAUGCUGGCCGAGCAGCUGCAGAGCUACAUGGACACGAAGGCGCGUCCCUGCGAGAACUUCUACCAGUAUGCCUGCGGGAACUGGCAGAUCCAGCAGCAGGAACAGCACUCCCUGCGCGACAGGGAUUGGACGAGGGAUCGGCAGCGGUAUCAGGGUCAGCUGCUGCCCACCGACACCCUGGGACUGAUAGACCACUCCGUGAACCGGAGGCUGGAGCUGCUGCUGCGGCGAAGGAAUGAGAGCUCCACCGAGUCGGACUCCUCGAUUCUGGAGCAGAUGCGACUCUACUACCGUUCGUGUAAGCGCCUUAAGCCGUACAACCUCAAGAAGUACCUGCAGCUCCUGCCGCCCAGCAACUCCACGCAGUGGCCAUCGGUGGGUCGUGGCUGGCGUCCGGAGCAGUUCGAUUGGAUAACGACCUUGGGUCGACUGCGUCUGCACGGACUGAACGGGGUGCUGCUGCGGGAGGAGGUCCUGCCGCGAUGGGAUGAUUCGCGCAACUACAGCAUCUAUGUGAACAAGCCGAGUCGCCAGGAGACGCAGCCCACAGGAGAAGGUGCCAUGAUCGAACUGCUUCUGGACAUCGGACAGACAAAGCGCACGGCCAACGCCUUGGCUCGCCAGGUGGACGACUUCGAGCGGAAGUUGCACCGCCUGCAGGAGCUGGAGGACGACGAAGGACCGCGAGAAAUGCAGCUGGGCUACUUGGACUCGUACCUGCCGCAGCUACGCUGGCUGUCCUUUAUGCGCCAGGUGCGAAUCGACUCCGAGCUGGAUCUGCGCUCCACACUGAUCAUCGAGAAUAUUCCGUACCUCAGGGCACUCAGCGACCUGGUGGAAUCGGAGAGCCCGGACACCGUCUGCAGCUACAUCAUGCUCAAGUGGUUGGCCUUCCUUAAGCAACAGGGACCCGCGGACAUUUCACGAGGUGAGUGCGUGGCCGCCCUCAGGAGGGCCAUGCCUCUGGCCAGUAGCUGGCUGGUGGGCCAGCAAUUUUCCGACCCGGAAUCCGAAUCCUACGUCCGCUCACUGUUCCAGCGCUUGAAGGUGCGAUUUGGCCAGAUCUUGGCCGAGAACCGGAUGAGGCUAUCGCCACCACUGGUGCACAUCCUGCAGCAGAAACUGCACGCAGUUCGACUGCAGAUGGGUUUCUUUCAACCGGACGAAAUGGAGGAUGUGGAGCAGUACCACGUCCGCGUCGACCUGAGCGGCCACUCCUUCUACGGCAACCAGCUGGUCUUGCUGCGCCAACGCGCAGAGGCGAACCACGAUCUGCUCUACAUAAACGUGACAAACUUCGCCAAUUCCACGGGGAGCAACUUGAGUUACCUGUCGGAAAGCUGGGAGGCCAGCAACUCGUCGCCCCUGUAUGUCAGACCACGCAAUCUGGUCCUGGUGCCACACGGUCUGCUCCAACUGCCCAUAUGGCAUCGAAACAUAAGCGCCCUGCAGCAGCACGCCGUUAUGGGAUUCGUCCUGGCCCACGAGCUGGCACACGGAUUCGAUAUGUCGGGAAUGGACUACGACGCACUGGGUAACAUCAUGGGGCCCGUGGAGGAGAUCGGCGCUAGCCGACAGUUUCGACAAGGACUCCAGUGUCUGCAGCAGCAGAUGGCCACCGGUUCCAAGUGGAUCGACGAAAAGCUGGCCGACUUUGUGGCUCUGCGGCUGGCGUAUGAGACCUUCUUCGGGGUGCGGGACAAGCGGGAGCCCAGGGAUCCUCUGAUGCCGCAGUUCAGCCAGCGGCAGCUAUUCUUCAUCAGCUUCGCCCAGUUCUUUUGCGGUCGGACGCCCGUCCUCAGUCCGCGUUCUCAGUCGGAGGCUCAUUUGAAGCACGCCGCGGAUGAGCUGCGUGUGAUGCAGACGCUGGCGAACUUUGAAGAGUUCUCGAGGGAGUUCGGAUGCGAUAAGAAGGCCAAGAUGCAGGCCAGCCAGCGAUGCCGCAUCUGGUAAUGGUUCUCUUUCCAUCUCUCCCUCCGGACAUCGCAGGAUCCAGUGAUGAAUAAAUAAAAUCUCACCUAA
Molecule: messenger RNA, 2254 nt
Organism: Drosophila simulans
Lineage: Eukaryota; Metazoa; Arthropoda; Insecta; Diptera; Drosophilidae
Product: membrane metallo-endopeptidase-like 1
Exons: 1
Coding region: 131-2185 (684 amino acids)
Biological process (GO): protein processing
Cellular component (GO): plasma membrane
Molecular function (GO): metalloendopeptidase activity
Source: RefSeq, a predicted model, not a curated record